Molecule: messenger RNA, 708 nt
Organism: Carassius auratus (goldfish)
Lineage: Eukaryota; Metazoa; Chordata; Actinopteri; Cypriniformes; Cyprinidae
Product: serine/threonine-protein kinase VRK2-like
Exons: 7
Biological process (GO): protein phosphorylation
Molecular function (GO): protein kinase activity; ATP binding
Source: RefSeq, a predicted model, not a curated record
AUGGAGGUAGCAAGAGAGAAGGGCUGGGACAGCGGCACUAGGCAGGGUACUAAUGGCUCCCCAAGCUUGGCCUCUCUGCGCUUCGCCUUAGUCCAGGCUGUGGCUGUUGGCCAGGCUUCAGUUGACUGGCUGGCGUCCAGCCCCUGUAGAGUCACUUUGGGCAGCCCCUGCCAGCAAUGUCAGCGUGCCAAAGCCUCCUCUACCAGCUUAUGCAGGUACAAGUUUAUGAUGAUGGAUCAGCUGGGUACAGACCUGCAAAUAGUGUUCAUGGAGAAUGGUGGACAACUGAAGAAGCCCACCGUGCUACAGCUGGGUGUCCACACGCUGGAUGUCCUGGAAUAUAUUCAUGACAAUGAGUACGUCCAUGCUGACAUUAAGGCUGCCAAUCUAUUAUUGGGACAUGGUGAGGUGUACCUGGCUGACUAUGGCCUUGCAUAUAGAUACUGUCCUAAUGGUGAGCAUAAAGAGUGCAAAGAGAAUCCCAAGAAAGGACACAAUGGCACUAUUAAGUAUAUAAGCAUUGAUGUUCACAAAGGAGCAAGUGAAAUAAGAAGAGGACACUUGGAGGUGUUGGGCUACUGCUUGCUUCACUGGCAGUGUGGAACUCUGCCCUGGCUCUCAUCUCUUAAGAACACAGCUGAGGUCAAGGAGGCUAAGGCCAAAUACGUUCCCCUUUUCACCACAGGUCUAGGUCUUGUGCUUUGUUGU